AUGGAGGUGGAUGCAGACGAGAAGCGCCAUCGCACACGCUCCAAAGGUGUUCGAGUUCCCGUGGAACCAGCCAUACAAGAGCUGUUCAGCUGUCCCACGCCUGGCUGUGAUGGCAGUGGUCAUGUUAGUGGCAAAUAUGCAAGACACAGAAGUGUUUAUGGCUGUCCGUUGGCAAAAAAAAGAAAAACACAAGAUAAGCAACCCCAAGAACCAGCCCCCAAAAGAAAACCCUUUGUGGUUAAAGCAGACAACUCGUCAGUAGAUGAGUGCUAUGAAACUGAUGGAACAGAGGAGAUGGAUGAAAAGGAAGAGGAAGAAGAGGAAGAAGAUGAAGAGGAGGAGGAAUAUUCUGAUGAUAAUGAGGAGCAAGGUGACGAGGAGGAGGAUGAUGAGGAGAUAGAUCGAGAAGAAGAAGAGGAGAUUGAGGAGGAAGAAGAGGAGGAUGAAGAGGAAGGUGAAGAUGUGGAGGAUGAAGAGGAGGAGGAAGAAGAAGAGGAGGAAGAAGAGGAGGAGGAGGAAGAACAAGACCAUCAAAUGAAUUGUCACAAUACUCGAAUAAUGCAAGACACAGAAAAAGACGAUAACAAUAAUGAUGAGUAUGAUAAUUACGAUGAACUGGUGGCCAAGUCAUUGUUAAAUCUUGGCAAAAUUGCAGAGGAUGCAGCAUACAGAGCCAGGACAGAAUCAGAAAUGAACAGCAAUACAUCUAAUAGUCUGGAAGAUGAUAGUGACAAAAAUGAAAAUAUCGGUCGAAAAAGUGAGCUGAGUUUAGAUUUAGACAGUGAUGUUGUUAGGGAAACAGUGGACUCCCUUAAAUUAUUAGCACAAGGACAUGGUGUAGUGCUUUCAGAAAAUAUUAAUGACAGAAAUUAUGCAGACAAUACUUCACAGCAAGACAAUAGGAAUAUGAACUUUGUAAUGCUAGGGAAGCCUGUGAACAAUGGACUUACAGAAAAAAUAGUGGAGGAGAGUGAUGAAGAGGUAUGUCUCAGCAGUUUGGAGUGCUUAAGGAACCAGUGUUUUGAUCUGGCUAGGAAACUCAGUGAGACAAACCCACAGGAAAGAAAUCAACAGCAAAACAUGAACACUCGUCAGCAUGUCAGGCAAGAAGAUGACUUCCAAGGAAGAACACCAGACCGGAAUUACUCUGAUAUGAUGAACCUAAUGAGGCUUGAAGAACAGUUGAGCCCCAGAUCUAGGACUUUUUCUAGCUGUGCCAAGGAGGAUGGUUGUCAUGAAAGAGACGAUGAUACCACCUCUAUUACUUCAGAUAGGUCUGAAGAAGUGUUUGAUAUGACAAAAGGUAACUUAACCCUGCUUGAGAAAGCAAUUGCUUUGGAAACAGAGAGAGCAAAAGCCAUGAGAGAAAAAAUGGCAGUGGAAGCUGGAAGGAGGGAUAAUAUGAGAUCAUUUGAGGAACAGUCUCCAAGACACCUUUCUGGAGAUGACAGGAAGCCUAAACCAAGUGACGGCCAUGUCAAAAAGCCAUAUUAUGGUAAAGAUCCCUCAAGAACAGAAAAGAAAGAGAGCAAAUGUCCUACCCCUGGGUGUGAUGGAACUGGCCAUGUAACGGGGCUUUACCCCCAUCACCGCAGUUUGUCAGGAUGCCCACACAAAGAUAGGGUCCCUCCAGAAAUUCUUGCCAUGCAUGAAAAUGUUCUUAAGUGUCCUACACCAGGCUGCACAGGCCGGGGCCACGUAAAUAGCAACAGGAAUUCCCACCGAAGCCUCUCUGGAUGUCCUAUUGCUGCAGCAGAGAAACUGGCUAAAGCUCAAGAGAAGCAUCAGAACUGUGAUGUGUCAAAAUCAAACCAGGCAUCAGAUCGGGUUUUAAGGCCCAUGUGCUUUGUUAAGCAAUUGGAGAUCCCUCAGUAUGGCUACAGAAACAAUGUCCCCACCACCACACCCCGCUCCAACUUGGCCAAGGAACUAGAGAAAUACUCUAAGACUUCGUUUGAAUAUAACAGUUAUGACAACCAUGCCUAUGGCAAGAGAGCCAUAGCUCCCAAGGUGCAAUCCAGGGAUAUAUCCCCCAAAGGAUAUGAUGAUGCUAAACGCUACUGUAAGAAUUCAAGUCCAACCAGCAGCACAACAAGCAGUUAUGCCCCUAGCAGCAGCAGCAAUAUGAGUUGUGGUGGAGGCAGCAGUGCCAGCAGUACCUGCAGCAAGAGCAGCUUUGACUAUACUCAUGACAUGGAGGCAGCACACAUGGCUGCUACUGCUAUUCUGAAUCUCUCCACCCGCUGCAGGGAGAUGCCUCAGAACCUCUCCACUAAGCCUCAGGAUCUCUGUGCAAGGAAUCCUGAUAUGGAAGUCGAUGAAAAUGGGACGUUGGAUCUGAGCAUGAACAAGCAGAGGCAGCGAGAUGGCUGCUGCACCAUUCUGACCCCACUGGAGCCAAUGUCCCCACAACGACAAGCCGUGAUGAACAACCGCUGUUACCAACUGAAUGAGGGUGACUGCUGGGACUUGCCAGUGGACUACACUAAAAUGAAGCCAAGUAGGAUAGAUGAAGAUGAUUCCAAAGAAAUUAAUCCGGAAGAUUUGGAUCCUUUCCAAGAGGCACUUGAAGAAAGAAGGUACCCUGGUGAAGUUACAAUCCCAAGUCCUAAACCCAAAUACCCUCAAUGCAAAGAGAGCAAAAAGGAUUUAAUAACUUUAUCUGGCUGUCCCUUGGCUGACAAAAGCAUUCGGAGUAUGCUGGCCACAAGCUCACAAGAACUCAAGUGUCCCACUCCUGGGUGUGAUGGCUCUGGGCAUAUAACUGGAAAUUAUGCUUCUCAUCGAAGUCUUUCAGGCUGUCCACGAGCAAAGAAAAGUGGAAUCAGGAUAGCACAAAGUAAGGAAGACAAAGAAGACCAAGAGCCAAUUAGAUGUCCAGUUCCUGGCUGUGAUGGCCAGGGUCAUAUAACUGGAAAAUAUGCAUCCCAUCGCAGUGCAUCAGGGUGUCCUCUUGCUGCCAAAAGGCAAAAGGAUGGGUACCUAAAUGGCUCACAGUUCUCUUGGAAGUCAGUGAAGACGGAAGGAAUGUCAUGUCCAACACCAGGAUGUGAUGGCUCAGGACAUGUCAGUGGUAGUUUUCUUACUCAUCGUAGUUUAUCAGGAUGCCCCAGAGCUACUUCGGCAAUGAAGAAAGCAAAGCUGUCUGGAGAACAAAUGCUAACAAUAAAGCAGCGGGCCAGCAAUGGUAUAGAAAAUGAUGAAGAAAUUAAACAGUUAGAUGAAGAAAUCAAAGAACUAAAUGAAUCCAACUCCCAGAUGGAAGCUGAUAUGAUUAAACUCAGAACUCAGAUUACCACAAUGGAGAGCAACCUGAAGACGAUAGAAGAGGAAAACAAAGUAAUUGAACAGCAAAAUGAGUCUCUUCUUCAUGAAUUGGCCAAUUUAAGCCAGUCUUUAAUUCAUAGUCUAGCUAAUAUCCAGCUGCCACAUAUGGAACCAAUCAAUGAACAAAAUUUUGAUGCUUACGUGACCACUUUGACGGACAUGUAUACAAAUCAAGAUCGUUAUCAGAGUCCAGAAAAUAAAGCCCUACUGGAAAAUAUAAAGCAGGCUGUGAGAGGAAUUCAGGUCUGA
Serinus canaria (Common canary) is the source of this 3576-nucleotide messenger RNA. It is a transcript of the gene MYT1L, whose product is annotated as myelin transcription factor 1 like. NCBI's taxonomy places the organism in Eukaryota, Metazoa, Chordata, Aves, Passeriformes, Fringillidae. The transcript is spliced from 21 exons. Gene Ontology annotation, cellular component: nucleus. The record is from RefSeq and is a predicted model, not a curated record. Bases 1 to 3576 code for a protein of 1191 amino acids. Gene Ontology annotation, biological process: regulation of transcription by RNA polymerase II. Gene Ontology annotation, molecular function: DNA-binding transcription factor activity, RNA polymerase II-specific; RNA polymerase II cis-regulatory region sequence-specific DNA binding; zinc ion binding.